CAUUGUGCCUUCUUCUCACGCCGGCCCAAGAUGGCGGCGGCUGUAGACGCCCCGGGUCUGUGACUCCUACAAAGAGGGGAGCCGGGGGCCGCACGGGAGCGGCGGCCGAGGCGCAGGCCGGGCCGUCUGUCCUCAGCCGUCCGGCCCGCGUCCGCCCGCCCCCGCCCGCCCGGCUUCCCGCCGGCGGCCCCGCCCCUCCCCCAACCGUCUGCCUAGCAUGGUGCGGCGGCCGCGCGCGCCGACAUGGGCGAGAAGCUGGAGCUGAGGCUCAAGUCGCCAGUGGGCGCCGAGCCCGCCGUCUACCCGUGGCCGCUGCCUGUCUACGACAAGCACCACGAUGCUGCUCAUGAAAUUAUUGAGACUAUCCGGUGGGUCUGUGAGGAAAUCCCGGAUCUCAAGCUGGCGAUGGAGAACUAUGUCCUGAUCGACUAUGACACCAAAAGCUUUGAAAGCAUGCAGAGACUGUGUGACAAGUACAACCGAGCCAUCGACAGCAUCCACCAGCUGUGGAAGGGCACCACGCAGCCCAUGAAGCUGAAUACUCGACCAUCCAAUGGGCUCCUGCGGCACAUCCUGCAGCAGGUGUACAACCACUCUGUGACUGACCCUGAGAAGCUCAACAACUACGAGCCCUUUUCCCCUGAGGUGUACGGGGAGACCUCCUUUGACCUGGUCGCCCAGAUGAUUGACGAGAUCAAGAUGACCGAGGAUGACCUGUUUGUAGACCUGGGCAGUGGUGUGGGGCAGGUUGUCCUUCAGGUUGCUGCUGCCACCAACUGCAAACAUCACUACGGAGUGGAGAAAGCAGACAUCCCAGCCAAGUACGCGGAGACCAUGGAUCGAGAGUUCAGGAAGUGGAUGAAAUGGUAUGGAAAAAAGCAUGCAGAAUACACACUGGAACGAGGUGACUUCCUCUCAGAGGAGUGGAGGGAGCGGAUCGCCAACACGAGUGUUAUAUUUGUGAAUAACUUUGCCUUUGGUCCUGAGGUGGAUCACCAGCUGAAGGAGCGAUUUGCAAACAUGAAGGAAGGCGGCAGAAUCGUCUCCUCAAAGCCCUUUGCCCCUCUGAACUUCAGGAUCAAUAGCAGGAACUUGAGUGACAUUGGCACCAUCAUGCGUGUGGUAGAGCUGUCGCCCCUGAAGGGCUCUGUGUCAUGGACUGGGAAGCCUGUCUCCUACUACCUGCACACUAUUGACCGCACCAUACUUGAAAACUAUUUUUCUAGUCUGAAAAAUCCAAAACUCAGGGAGGAGCAGGAGGCAGCUCGGCGCAGGCAACAGCGAGAGAACAAGAGCAAUGCAACCACCCCCACCAAGGUCUCAGAGAACAAGGCAGCUGCCACUGAGGCACCGGUGGACUCUGGUGCUGAGGAAGAAAAGUCAGGUGUGGCCACUGUCAAAAAGCCAUCUCCCUCUAAAGCCCGGAAGAAGAAGCUGAACAAGAAAGGGAGGAAGAUGGCUGGCCGGAAGCGUGGGCGGCCCAAGAAAAUGAGUGCUGCAAACGCAGAGCGCAAGUCCAAGAAGAGCCAAAGUGCACUGGACCUCCUGCGCUCCUCUCCUGCAGCCCCACCCUCAGCUUCACCCCAGGAUGCGUACAGGGCACCACAUAGCCCGUUCUACCAGCUACCUCCGAGCACGCAGCUCCACUCCCCCAAUCCACUGCUGGUGGCACCCACCCCACCUGCAUUACAGAAGCUUUUAGAGUCCUUCAAAAUCCAGUACCUGCAGUUCCUGGCUUACACAAAAACCCCACAGUACAAGGCCAACCUGCAGCAGCUUCUGGACCAGGAGAAGGAGAAGAACACACAGCUGCUGGGCACUGCACAGCAGCUCUUCGGUCAUUGUCAGGCCCAAAAGGAGGAGAUCCGAAGACUGUUCCAGCAGAAGCUGGAUGAGUUGGGCGUGAAGGCUCUGACCUACAAUGACCUGAUUCAGGCCCAGAAGGAGAUCUCUGCCCACAACCAGCAGCUGCGGGAGCAGUCGGAGCAGCUGGAGAAGGACAACAGCGAGCUGCGGAGCCAGAGCCUACAACUGCUCAGGGCCCGAUGUGAGGAGCUGAGGCUGGACUGGUCCACGUUGUCUCUGGAGAACCUGCGCAAAGAGAAGCAGGCCCUGCGGAGCCAGAUCUCAGAGAAGCAGCGACACUGCCUGGAGCUGCAGAUCAGCAUUGUGGAGCUGGAGAAGAGCCAACGACAGCAGGAGCUCCUGCAGUUGAAGUCCUGUGUGCCACCAGACGAUGCUCUGUCCCUGCACCUGCGUGGCAAGGCUACCCUGGGCCGAGAGCUGGAGGCUGAUGCUGGGCGGUUGCGUCUUGAGCUGGACUGUGCCAAGAUCUCCCUGCCGCACCUCAGCAGCAUGAGUCCUGAGCUCUCCAUGAAUGGCCAUGUCACAGGCUACGAGCUCUGCAAUGCAGCUAGUCGGUCCUCGUCCAAGCAGAACACUCCCCAGUACCUUGCCUCCCCCUUGGACCAGGAGGUAGUACCCUGCACCCCCAGCCACAGUGGCCGACCUCGGCUAGAAAAGUUGUCUGGCCUGGCUUUGCCGGACUACACCCGGUUGUCACCAGCCAAGAUUGUGUUGAGGCGGCACCUGAGCCAGGACCACACCGGGGCUGGCAAAGCAGCUGCCAGUGAGUCACACCCUCGGGCAGAGCAUGCCAAGGAGAGCACCCUUCCCUACCAGAGCCCUGGUUUCUCCAACAGCAUGAAGCUCAGCCCCCAAGAUCCUCUGCCUUCCUCCCCGGCGUCCUCGCCACUCACCUCAGAGAAGGGCAGUGAGAAGGGUGUGAAGGAGCGUGCCUACAGUAGCCACGGGGAGACUAUCACCAGCCUGCCCGUCAGCAUUCCACUCAGCACUGUGCAGCCCAACAAGCUGCCUGUCAGCAUCCCACUGGCCAGUGUGGUGCUGCCCAGCCGCGCCGAGAGGGCAAGGAGCACGCCCAGCCCUGUGCCACAGCCCCGAGAGGCCUCAUCCACACUUGAAAAGCAGAUCGGUGCUUCUACCCAUGGUGCAGGGGGCAAUGCAGCAGGGAGCAGGAGUCUUGCCUUGGCACCCACAGGCUUCUAUGCUGGUUCGGUGGCAAUCAGUGGGGCCCUGGCCAACAGCCCAGCACCUCUGGCCUCUGGAAUGGAAUCAACUGUUUUUGACGAGUCCUCUGGCCCUAGCAGCCUCUUUGCCAUCAUGGGGUCUCGCAGCACACCACCACAGCACCCACCUCUGCUGCCGCAGCCCCGCAACUCUGGCCCUGCCUCUCCUGCACACCAACUCUCAGCCAGUCCCCGUCUGAGUGUGACCACCCAGGGUCCACUGCUGGACACCAGCAAAGGGGAGCUGCCUUCUGAUCCUGCCUUCUCAGACCCGGAGAGUGAAGCUAAGAGGAGAAUCGUGUUCAGCAUCGCAGCCAGUUCCAGCUCGAAGCAGUCGCCUUCCACUAGGCACAGCCCCUUGACCUCCAGCACCCGUGGGGACUGUGUACAGAGCCAUGGGCAGGACAGUCGUAAGCGCAGCAGAAGGAAGCGUGCGUCAGCUGGAAACCCCAGCCUCAGCACAGGUGUGUCCCCCAAGCGCCGGGCUCUGCCAACUGUUGCUGGCCUCUUCACGCAGUCUUCGGGGUCUCCCCUCAACCUCAACUCCAUGGUCAGCAACAUCAAUCAGCCCCUGGAGAUCACAGCCAUCUCGUCCCCUGAGAGCUCCCUGAAGAGUUCCCCCACCCCCUACCAGGACCACGAUCAGCCCCCAGUGCUUAGGAAGGAGCGGCCUCUGGGCCCAACCAAUGGGGCCCAUUACUCACCACUGACCUCAGAUGAGGAGCCAGGCUCUGAAGAUGAGCCCAGUAGUGCCCGAAUUGAGAGAAAAAUUGCAACAAUCUCCUUAGAAAGCAAAUCUCCCCCGAAGACGCUGGAAAAUGGUGGUGGCCUGGUGGGAAGGAAGUCUGCCCCCUCAAGUGAGCCUAUGAAUAGCAGCAAAUGGAAGUCCACCUUCUCACCUAUCUCUGACCUCAGCUUGGCCAAGGCCGUGGACAGUCCGCUACAGGCUGGCUCUGCGCUGAGCCACAGCCCCCUGUUCUCUUUCCGGCCAGCUCUGGAGGAGCCUGCUGCUGAGACCAAGCUCCCCACCCACUCAAGAAAGAGUUUUGCUGGCUCUCUGGCUGCAGCUGAGGGCCCGAGCCCUGGCGCCAAUCCUCCCAAUGGCCUGGCCUUCAGUGGGGGCCUCGCCGCAGACCUUGGUUUACACAGCUUCAACGAUGGUGCUUCCCUCUCCCAUAAGGGCCCUGAAGUGGCCAGCUUGAGCGCCUCCGUGAGCUUCCCAUCCCAGCGGGGCAAGGACAAUACCACAGAAGCCAACCCCUUCCUCAGCAGGCGGCAGCCGGAGGGUCUGAAGGGUGAGGGCAGUGCCAGCAAGGAGUCCAGCGAGGCCCUACCCCUGUGUGGGCCUGCAGACAAGGUUGCAUUGCCUCAUGGCAGCAGGGCCAGCAAGGGCCGUGACCGGGAGCUGGACUUCAAGGGCGGCCACAACCUCUUCAUCUCUGCUGCAGCUGUGCCUCCAGGUGGCCUCCUUGGUGCCCCUGGCCUCGUAACUGUGGCUUCCUCUGCGGGCAGUGUGACACCUGCUGCCCAGGCUCCCCGGCCCUUCCUGAGCACCUUCACCCCGGGUCCCCAGUUUACUCUGGGCCCCAUGUCCCUGCAGGCCAACCUGGGCUCUGUGGCUGGCUCAUCCGUGCUGCAGUCCUUGUUCAGUACUGUGCCAGCUGCUGCAGGCUUGGUGCAUGUAUCAUCCACUGCGACCCGACUCACCAACUCUCACACCAUGGGCAGCUUCUCCUCUGGGGUGGCCGGCGGAACCGUUGGAGGUGUCUUUACCCAUGCGGUGCCUUCUGCCUCUGCUCACCCGUUUGGAGCUGGUGUCAGCAGCGGGGCUGUGUGUAGCAGUGCCACACUGGGCCUGAGCCCGCUGCAGGCGGCGGCUAGCACCUCGGCUUCUUCCUUUCAGGCUGCGGCUUCAGUCGAGACUAGGCCGCCCCCUCCACCUCCCCUGCUUCCUCCUCAGCACCUGGGCCGGCCCCCUGCGGGGCCACCUGUCCUCCAUGCACCCCCUCCUCCUAACGUCGCCUUGCCUCCUCCACCUGCGCUGCUGGCUUCUAACUCAGAGCCAGUGCUUCUGCAGAGCCUGGCCUCCCUCCCGGCUAACAAAGCUUUCUUACCCCCCUCCUCUGCCGCCUCUCUGCAGCCUGCUAACGCCUCUCUGUCUGUCAAGCUCGCCUCCCUCCCACACAAGGUCUCCCGCCCCUCCUUCACGGUGCACCACCAGCCCCUGCCCCGGCUGGCCCUGGCGCAGGCCGCGCCCGCCGCCCCGCAGGCCAGCUCCUCGGGGCCAUCUGCUGUGUGGGUUUCCCUUGGCAUGCCGCCUCCUUAUGCCGCGCACCUUUCGGGGGUUAAGCCUCGAUAAAGACCUUGCUUAGCUAGCAGUUCAUGUUCUGUAAGGUAACUAGGACUUCUACCUCAGCCACGACCUAUGCAAGGACAGUGUGGACCAAGCCUGCUGCCUGCCAGGCCGGCGGAGCCGGACGUGGAGCUUCUGAAUCGGCGGCACCGCAGGAGGUGCUGGACUGGUCCAGUUUGUACUGUCGAUAGUUUUAGAUAAAGUAUUUAUCGUUUUUUUUUUAAAAAGUAUAAGCAAUUCUGACUUAUUUUAUUCCAUCAAAGUCGUCCAAGGCAACCUCUUGAGACGCCUAAUGUCUGUGAGAGAGAAUCACAUAAAGACUUGGCCUGCCGGGCUGGCCACAAGGACUCUUGACUCCGUCCCCGGUGCUAUCUCACCACCGAGCCCAUGCCCGCCCGCCCGCCCGCCCGCCCGCCUCUAACUCCACCCCGGGUGCUGCCCCUGAUGUGAACCAUGGUCAAACAGCUCUCAGACGCGCCCCCCACAGCUUGUCCUGAUACCAAAGGCACGCCAGGCAUGCCCGAUGGGGGCUGACCUUUGGUCCCUCCUUGGAACUCGCCCACUGUCACUGUGAACACCCCACUGGUAAACCUGUGGCAUCAGGCGUGCCUUUGCUGUGGGUACAGACUGGUCUGGGGUAGGACUGUGGGUGCCUGGCAAGGCUGAGUGGUGCUGACAGGUGUGGGCUGCUACUGCAGGGCUUGGUGGCUCCUGUGACAAGUGCAUUUACUUUGUAUUUCUUUGCUUUUCUGGCUCGGGGCAUGCUGGCCAGGUGACAUGGGGCUGGCCCACUGUGGGUCCCCUGGCAUCUGUGUAUAAGAGAGUCACAUGAUGAGUGACAGUAUUUUAUAGAGAUGUGAUGGAGAUUUAUAAAUUUCAUAGACUUGAUUGCAUUUAUUUUUAGAUUGUAUAAUGCACAGCAACUUUAAAGGAAAGAAAAGUGAGGAGGAAAAAUACUUUUAUUUAUUCAAAUGCACCAAAAAAAAAAAAAAAAAAAAAAAAAAAAAAAAAGGCUCUGGCCAGGUACCCUGCAGGAGUGUGGCCCACAUGUGCUGUGCUGGACCACCCAGGGCCUCUGGUCACUGUGGGCACUGUCUGCCUCUAGGAGUUGCUUCCUGGUCCUGGGGACAAGUGUACUGGGUGUGGCUGCAAAGGGGCCAGGGCUGAUCUGGCUUGCUAAGGCAGUCCUCACUGCCCUCAAUGCUGCUCAUUUCAGGUUGAGAUGGGUGGGCUGUGAGUGGAGAGGCCAUGUUGACCCCUCAGCCUAACCUGUCUCCCAUAGCAGUUAUGAAGAUGGUGCUGGUGUCCCUUCCCAUCCCUCCUUUGCCCCUACCCCUGUGAUGGUGCUCAAUACUAGCCAGGCCUGUUGCUGCACACCACAGCUAGCUACGGUGCUGCAGGGCAGGGUGGCCAUAAAGUUAGCACAUCCCAGGCCUGGAAUAAGACAGAGUGAACACUGUAUACCACCUGCCACCCUGGCAGCUGCUCCUCCCGUGGUUGCUGCCUCUACCUUACUUGAGUGUUAGGAGACAGAUACUGCAUGUCCAUGGCCCGCAUAGCCCAGUAGGCCACAGGUGCUCAGGCAGGCACAGGUGCAAGUCCCCUCCUGAGCCCACAAGAAAGGGGAACUCCUAAUAAACUGACCUUGAUUCAUGGUAGCCCUGGGUCACCUGGCUGAUGGUCCUAGCAUGGGGUGAGGCCGCCUCAGUGGUCCCUGCCACUCCGGCCCAAGGCCGGCUUAGGGCUUGAGCUCAGGAAAUGAUAGGAAGCCCUAUACAGACUGGGACCCACUCCCAGGCUAGCCCACAUGGGGACUCUAUCAGACACACCUCCUGGUUCCCACCUUAAACCUACACAGCUUUUUUGGCAGCCUGGCCUGUUUAUAACUUGAUGCAGCUUUGCUCUGUCUUGUAAUGACCUCUGUACUUAAUGGGUGCACUGUUCUCUCCCUGGUUCCCCCAAGUCAUCUCACACAUUGUCGCCACCUCUAGACACAGUAAUAAAAAGCUGUUUUCACUUGA
Phodopus roborovskii (desert hamster) is the source of this 7460-nucleotide messenger RNA. It is a transcript of the gene Dot1l, whose product is annotated as DOT1 like histone lysine methyltransferase. NCBI's taxonomy places the organism in Eukaryota, Metazoa, Chordata, Mammalia, Rodentia, Cricetidae. Gene Ontology annotation, biological process: DNA damage checkpoint signaling; DNA repair; regulation of transcription regulatory region DNA binding. The coding region runs from base 244 to 5445 and encodes 1733 amino acids. The transcript has 29 exons. The record is from RefSeq and is a predicted model, not a curated record. Gene Ontology annotation, cellular component: nucleus. Gene Ontology annotation, molecular function: histone H3K79 methyltransferase activity.